GACUCUCUCUAGUAAACGCAAAGCACAAGCGACCCAAGGCGACGGCUUGGCCAUGGAAGAAGCUUCGUUCCCAACCACCCGCGACGCGAGUUGAUCAAGCGUGCUUCGAUUUUGGCAUGCUCCGAUCCACUGCGCCGAUUGCGAAACGUCAACUGCAAUCUUUUGUUUCUUCCUUCCUUCCUUUGCUUGUGUCGGCACCACCAACCGUCCCCUGCAUUGCUCUGGUCCUCGUCUUCAUCAACAACUAGGAAAGGGAGGCAGACACAGUCGGUGGCGGUACUGUCAGCCCAGAUCUGGGGCGGUUCCCCUUCCGAUUCGUACCGGUGAGCAAGCAAUUCACCGAUUUCUACUCGAUUUCUGAUUGUUGACUGUGAAUUCUUGAGGGAGACAAUGUUAGUCCAAGAUCGGUCUCCGCCUUCUUCCAAGCCUGCUUCUUUGCCUGCUUCUGGACUACCCUACGCUGUCGCCCAUGGCCGCCGCUUUAGCCCGGCGAAAAGCCUCGAUUUUUCCACCUGGGCCUCCGAAAACCUCUACAAGAUCCUCUUUGUCUGCUUCCUGGCCCUUACCGUGGUCUCUAUCUUCUUCCUCCGAAGCUCCGGCGACGUCGCCGCACUCCUCUGCUUCGAGAAAUCCUCUGGCUCCGCUUCGUCGGUGUCUUCGCGGAUCCCUUACCCAGAGGUCUCCUGGUUGUCCGUUCCCCCCAUCAAGCCGCUUGACCUCUCCGCCGCGUCCUUCGCUUCAUUCCGUUCCGAUCGGUGGAUCGUUGUGUCAGUUUCCGACUAUCCAACCGACUCCCUCCGCGCGCUGACCAGGAUCAAGGGGUGGCAGCUCCUCGCCGUGGGAAACUCCGCCACGCCGGCUGAUUGGUCCCUCAAAGGUGCAAUCUUUCUCUCCCUGGAUCAGCAGGCCGGUCUUGGCUUCCGCACCGUCGACUUCCUCCCCUACCACUCUUAUGUUCGGAAGAGCAUCGGCUACCUGUUCGCCAUUCAGCAUGGUGCCAAAGUGAUCUUUGACGCGGACGACCGCGCCGAGGUCCUUGGCGCCGAUCUUGCCCACCACUUUGAUGUGGACCUUGCGGGCGAGGAGACAGCAACCAAGCACCCUGUCCUCCUGCAGUACAGCCAUGCCGACCCUAACCGGACUGUCGUAAACCCUUACAUUCACUUUGGGCAGCGAUCAGUGUGGCCGAGAGGACUACCAUUGGAGAGUGUUGGAGAAGUUGGGCAUGAAGAGUUCUACACAAUGGUGUUUGGUGGCCGACAAUUCAUCCAACAGGGCCUCUCCAAUGGCCUUCCUGAUGUGGAUUCUGUCUUCUACUUCACCCGCAAGUCUUCGGGCUUGGAGAUAUUCGACAUUCAUUUUGACGAGGAAGCACCCAAGGUAGCUUUGCCUCAGGGUCUAAUGGCGCCCGUCAACUCAUUCAAUACUAUCUUCCACACACAAGCAUUCUGGGGCCUCAUGCUACCUGUCUCUGUGAGCUCGAUGGCAUCGGAUGUGCUAAGGGGCUAUUGGGCACAAAGAAUCCUAUGGGAGAUUGGUGGGUUUAUGGCUGUCUAUCCACCAACCAUCCACCGGGUAGACACGGCUGAGGGGUAUCCUUUCAUAGAAGAGAAGGACCUCCAUGUUAAUGUUGAUCGUCUGAUCAAGUUUUUGGUAUCCUGGAGAUCAAACAAGCGCACACUGUUUGAGAGGAUCUUGCAUUUGAGUUAUGCAAUGGCAGAAGAAGGGUUCUGGACAUUGCAGGACGUGCAGUUCACAGCUGCCUGGUUGCAGGACUUGCUUGCCAUCGGGUAUCAGCAACCAAGGCUUAUGUCAUUGGAAUUGGACCGACCUCGAGCAAACAUCGGAGAGGGAGAUACCAGGAAGUUCAUUCCUAAGAAACUACCUUCAGUGCACCUUGGAGUGGAGGAGGUCGGGACAGUUAAUUAUGAGAUUGGCAAUCUCAUAAGGUGGAGAAAAUAUUUUGGAAAUGUUGUUCUUAUCAUGUAUUGCAGUGUGCCUGUGGAUCGAAUUGCCCUAGAGUGGAGACUGCUCUAUGGAAGGAUAUUCAAAACAGUGGUAAUUCUUUCAGAACAGAGUGACCCAGGUCUUGCUGUGGAAUAUGGGCAAAUCUCUGAAGCAUACAAGUAUUUGCCGAAGGUCUUCAACAAAUUUCAAGAAGCAGAAGGAUUUCUCUUCCUUCAAGAUGAUAUGAUUCUUAAUUAUUGGAACUUGCUUCAAGCCGACAAGACGAAGCUAUGGAUAACAAACAAGGUUCCUGAAUCAUGGGUUUCAAUUUCUACUGAUGGAAAUGAUACAGAUUGGCAUGUCAGUCAAACAAAUUUAGUUAAGAAAAUUGCAGACAAUUUCCCAGUUCAUCUUCAGACAAGUUAUAAAGAAAGUGUGACCGAGGGGAAGCUACUCAUUUGCAGCAGUGAGAUAUUCUACAUUCCCCAAAGAUUUGUUACUGACUUCUCCGACCUUGUGGGCAUCGUCGGAGAUCUCCAUAUUCAUCACCGGAUUGCCAUGCCAGUGUUUUUCCUCGCAAUGGAUUCACAAGAAAAUUUUGAUUCCAAAGCUCUGGCAACAGUUGUUUAUAGGACACGACCACAGGCAAACGAUUCAUUUAUGAGCUCUUACACCGCCCAAGCUCCUGCCGUCUAUCCGCUGAAGGUGCGCAACGAGUAUGAUUUUAUCAAACUAAUAAGAGCGAUGGCUUCAGGGGAUCCCCUUUUGCUGGAGCUGGUAUGAGUGAGGCACAUCAAAGAAUGGCCAAAGUGAUUUUCCAUGUGAAGAUUUUAUCAAACUAAUAAGAGCGAUGGCUUCAGGGGAUCCCCUUUUGCUGGAGCUGGUAUGAGUGAGGCACAUCAAAGAAUGGCCAAAGUGAUUUUCCAUGUUUCACCACGUUCAGUUAGAGCCCGGCUCGUGCUGCCUCUGUACCUCAUAGUCUUCAUUCCUAUUUUCAAUUUUAUUUUUUGUAUGUUGUAAUGUUAUUCGCUUGCAGACGAGUGAUCUUUUAGCGAUUUUUUCAAUUUAAAAAUGUUGUAAAUGAUAUCACGUUGAGAUGUGGCCUGCUCUAAAUGCAGACACUGGGCCAUUAGUCGAACAUGGCAAAGCAGCAAUGUUUGUUUGAGAUCA
Molecule: messenger RNA, 3117 nt
Organism: Zingiber officinale
Lineage: Eukaryota; Viridiplantae; Streptophyta; Magnoliopsida; Zingiberales; Zingiberaceae
Product: probable glycosyltransferase STELLO1
Exons: 3
Coding region: 391-2730 (779 amino acids)
Source: RefSeq, a predicted model, not a curated record